Messenger RNA from Paramisgurnus dabryanus, 972 nucleotides. The record is from RefSeq and is a predicted model, not a curated record. Lineage: Eukaryota; Metazoa; Chordata; Actinopteri; Cypriniformes; Cobitidae.
AUGUUUGUGGUGACCAAGUUUGAUGUGUGUGAUGUAGAUCAUCUUCCUCUCAGACUGAGUGGAGGGAAGGGUUUGUGUUCGGGGAGACUGGAGGUUUAUCAUAACUCUGUGUGGGGUUCAGUCUGUGAUGAUCUGUGGGACAUCAGAGAUGCUCAGGUGGUCUGCAGGCAGCUGGGUUGUGGAGCAGCAUUGAGUGUUGAUGGGAAUGAAGCGUUUGGUGCUGGUGAAGGUGUUGUGUGGAUGAACAGAGUCGAGUGCAGAGGCACUGAGAUUCACCUGUGGGACUGUCCUCAUGUCCUGAAAAAACACACUGACUGCUCACACAAAGAACAAGUUAGACUCAUCUGUGCAAACUCAUCAGUGUCUACAACUCCUGCCACAACAACAACAUCAGCUUCUCCUUCAGUUUCUCAGACAAACAGGAGAUCAGUGACUCCUCCACAAACUCCUCCUCUCUUCAAUCCUCCAGUGGUUGUGAUUGUACUGGGAGUUUUGCUCUUACUGCUCUUAGUGCCGCUGCUGAUACUGAUUCAACACAACAGAGAGAUGAGGAGUCUCAUCUCUGAAGAACAGCAUUCUGGAUAUGAAGAUGCUGAUGAGCUUCUCUCAGCAAAAGACUACAAGAUUGAAUAUUAUGAUGAUGUCUCCAAUGGCAGUGACCUGAAAGAAGAGAUGGUGAAUAAAGUCCCAGCAGAAUACUAUGAUGAUGUCAUCACUGAUGGACUAAAGGCAGACAGUGAGACAGAAGACACACUUGAGAAGUAUGAUGAUGUCAUCACCACAGGACAAAACUCUGAUCUUCAAAAAGAGAGUUAUGAUGAUGUCAUCAUCAAUGGACAGAACUUUCAAGGUGUAAUAGAGGGAGUUCAGGAGGAGUAUGAUGAUGUGAAGAAUGACAGUGAAGAUGUGACAAACCUGUUAGAUUAUGAUGAUGUGGGGGAGGAGCCAAACAAAGUGGGAGGGACUGUGUGA